AUGGGCACUCCAAGGCCCUAUUCGGCGCAUUCACCGCAGGAAAGCCGAAGCAGCUUCUACUCGCAGCCCUCUCAGUCUCCCACCCCUACCUACGGUCGCGAUGACGCGGAAGAUCAACAACAGACCCUCCUUCGACGCAGUUUAGCCAGCCCUAAUGACUGGUCGUACGAUGAUCCCAACGUAUCGACCGACUCCUUGCGGCGAUACACAUUGCAUGAUCCCGGGAUAACCGCAUUUGCUCCCCCGUACCCGGAGUCUGAAGCCGCCGACGUACACAGCGCACGGAUGUCGGAAUACAGUGGAAUCGAGAUGGAUGCCUGGCAAAGACGACAAGGGGUGAAACCGAGUGCGCUACGGCGAUAUGGGACAAGGAAGAUCAACCUCGUCCAGGGUUCGGUGCUCAGCGUUGACUACCCGGUUCCGAGUGCGAUUCAGAACGCGAUCCAGGCGGAGUAUCGGGAUGCGGAGGAAGCGUUUCAUGAAGAAUUCACACAUAUGCGGUAUACGGCCGCCACCUGCGACCCGGAUGAGUUCACCCUGCGCAACGGCUACAAUCUUCGUCCUGCCAUGUAUAACCGUCAUACGGAAUUGCUCAUCGCGAUCACUUAUUAUAACGAGGAUAAAGUUCUGACCGCCCGAACUCUGCAUGGUGUGAUGCAGAACGUCCGAGACAUUGUGAACCUGAAGAAGUCAGAAUUUUGGAAUAAGGGAGGACCGGCAUGGCAAAAGAUUGUGGUGUGUCUCGUGUUCGAUGGGAUUGAGCCUUGCGAUAAGAAUACUCUGGAUGUCCUCGCCACGAUUGGUGUGUAUCAGGAUGGGGUGAUGAAAAAGGAUGUGGACGGGCGCGAGACAGUCGCACAUAUUUUCGAAUAUACGACACAAUUAUCUGUCACCGCGACGCAGCAGCUGGUCAGACCACAGCCCAAUGAUCCUCGCAAUCUACCCCCGGUCCAAAUGAUCUUCUGCCUCAAGCAGAAGAACAGCAAGAAAAUCAACUCCCACCGAUGGCUGCUUAACGCCUUUAGUCGGAUCUUGAAUCCGGAAAUAUGCAUCCUGCUCGAUGCCGGCACGAAGCCCGGCAGCAAAUCCUUGCUUGCCCUAUGGGAAGCAUUCUAUAAUGACAAGACACUUGGAGGAGCGUGUGGCGAAAUCCAUGCGAUGUUGGGCAAGGGAUGGCGCAAUGUGUUGAACCCUCUCGUUGCAGCACAGAACUUCGAGUACAAAAUUUCCAAUAUCCUGGACAAACCAUUGGAAAGCGCCUUUGGCUACGUCAGUGUGCUACCAGGUGCCUUCUCGGCAUAUCGCUACCGUGCGAUCAUGGGCCGACCGUUGGAGCAAUACUUCCAUGGUGAUCAUACUUUGUCCAAGCGGCUGGGGAAGAAAGGUAUUGAGGGAAUGAAUAUCUUCAAAAAGAAUAUGUUUCUUGCCGAAGAUCGCAUCCUAUGCUUUGAACUCGUGGCUAAAGCUGGAUUCAAAUGGCAUCUCACUUACGUCAAAGCAUCCAAAGGAGAGACGGAUGUCCCCGAGGCGGCGCCGGAAUUCAUCAGUCAGCGGCGACGAUGGCUCAACGGCUCCUUUGCUGCGAGUCUGUAUGCCAUCAUGCACUUUGGGCGCAUCUACAAGAGCGGUCAUAGCUUGGUUCGAAUGUUCUUCUUGCAUAUUCAGAUGAUCUACAACUGCUGCCAGCUCAUCAUGACCUGGUUCUCGCUGGCGUCCUACUGGCUGACCAGCUCGGUCAUCAUGGACCUCGUGGGGACACCCAGCUCGCAUAACAAGUACAAGGCGUGGCCAUUCGGCAACGACGCCUCUCCCAUUGUCAACUUUUUCGUCAAAUACGGUUACCUUUUGGUGCUGAUGCUCCAGUUUGUGCUGGCUCUGGGAAACCGACCCAAAGGAACCAAAUUCGCCUACACCAUGUCUUUCCUCUGGUUUUCUCUGGUGCAGUUCUACGUGCUGAUCCUGUCCUUCUACCUGGUCGCCAAUGCCUUCAUGGGUGGCAUGAUGGACUUUAAUUUCGACCAAGGCGUGGGCCACUUCCUCUCCUCCUUCUUCAGCUCCAGUGGUGGAGGAAUCGUCCUGAUCGCUUUGGUGUCCACUUACGGCAUCUACAUCGUCGCCAGCAUUCUUUACAUGGACCCUUGGCACAUCCUGACCAGUUCCUGGGCGUACUUCCUGGGCAUGACCACGUCGAUCAAUAUUCUCAUGGUGUAUGCGUUCUGCAACUGGCACGAUGUCUCCUGGGGUACGAAGGGUUCCGAUAAGGCGGACGCUUUGCCCUCGGCGCAGACCAAGAAGGCCGACGGCAGCAAGAGCAACUUCAUCGAGGAGGUCGAUAAACCGCAGGCGGAUAUCGACAGCCAGUUCGAGGCAACUGUCAAGCGGGCGCUGGCGCCGUAUCAGGAACCAAAAGAAGACUCGACGAUCAGCAUGGAUGAUUCAUACCGCAACUUCCGGACCAAUCUGGUGCUGCUCUGGAUCUUGAGUAAUUUGCUGGUCUCGCUGCUCAUUACGAGCGACGGCAUCAGGAAGAUGUGUCUGACGAACACAUCCACGACGCGAACGCAGUAUUAUUUCCAAGUGAUUCUGUGGGCGACAGCUGGACUGUCUAUCUUUCGAUUUAUUGGGUCUGUCUACUUCCUGGGCAAGUCGGGAAUUUUGUGUUGCGUAGCACGCCGAUGA
Aspergillus lentulus is the source of this 2679-nucleotide messenger RNA. It is a transcript of the gene chsC, whose product is annotated as chitin synthase C. Gene Ontology annotation, molecular function: chitin synthase activity. The record is from RefSeq and is a predicted model, not a curated record. Lineage: Eukaryota; Fungi; Ascomycota; Eurotiomycetes; Eurotiales; Aspergillaceae. Gene Ontology annotation, biological process: chitin biosynthetic process. Gene Ontology annotation, cellular component: cell periphery; cell septum.